Messenger RNA from Danaus chrysippus (African queen), 3288 nucleotides. Lineage: Eukaryota; Metazoa; Arthropoda; Insecta; Lepidoptera; Nymphalidae. The record is from the annotation of a GenBank genome assembly.
AUGUCGAGUAAAUAUCACCCAAGCAGUGGCGGUACCGCGCAAACACAGCUAGUACAAUGGAUAAACGAGGCAGGAAUGUCGGAGGGCAACAAAAAGGUGAAUUUGUUGCGAAAAAUCAUAGAGGUAUUAUUACAUCAAGCACCACAAAUGGUGCCAGUUUAUAUGGAUAACAUUCUUAGUUGCGUCAGUGAUAAGUCUACUGAUGUUAAAAGGCAGGUUGUAGCAUUUAUCGAAGAAUUAAGCAAAUCAUAUCCGGAGUAUCUUCCUAAAAUAAUUGGUCAGCUGCAAUUACUGGUGAUAGAUACAGUUAUUGCGGUACAGAAGAGAGCAAUUCAGGCGGCCAGCUUGGUUUACAGAAAUGUCCUUCUCUGGAUAUGCAAAGGAACCUCGGAAAUGAAAGACAUGCAAUAUGUUUGGGAACAUUUAUCCGAAUUAAAGCUUCUUAUUCUCAAUAUGAUAGAUAGUGAUAAUGAAGGUAUAAGGACACAUUCGAUCAAGUUCUUGGAGGAGGUUGUUGUACUUCAAAGUCCUCAUACAAAUGAUGACGAUGACUUUAGUUUGGACUGCUUACCGUCAAAUCUGCCUUUUCUCAACAGAAAGGCUAUGGAAGAAGAAUCCGACCACAUCUUCCAAUUAUUGUUAAAAUUCCACAACUCUCAACACAUAUCAAGUGUAAACCUCAUGGCUUGUAUGACAACAUUAUGUUUAGUGGCGAAACUCAGACCUAAAUAUAUGUCGAGUGUGGUGAAGGCUUUAAAUGAUCUGCACACAACGCUACCACCUACACUGUCACAGUCACAGGUGAAUUCAGUGCGGAAACACCUUAAGAUGCAAUUACUUAUACUGGUCAAACAUCCCUCCUCAUAUGACAUGAUGCCGCAAUUAACACAGUUGCUUGUAGACAUUGGAAUGACGCCUCAAGAAAUAAAUAAAGCUCUACCCAGAGACAGAAGGAACAAACGAUUGGGAGAAUUAAGGGCUUCAGAAAAUCCAGCGAAAAGAUUCAGGAUUGACUCGCCUCAGAGUACCUUAGGAAGUGAUAGCAAUAGUAAUAGCAGAAGUGAAUUCAAUUUGUUUGACGAUGAUAACAGCCAGCAGGGCAGCCAACAGAGUGUAACUAAAGCAUCCUGUACAGAAGAAUCUAUUUUAGAUGGUCUGAAUAGCUUAGAAAAUGUCGUCAAUCUGGUUGUGACAACCCUAACUAAUAACCUGCCUACUGAAAUGCCCACGAGUUUUAUCUUAGCAUAUAAACCUAUACCAAAUGCUGGAAGCAAGGUGCAGAAGCAAAAUCUGGCCAAAAUGAUGGUAGCAUUGAUCAAAGAUGAACCAUUGCCAAUACCUACCACCAUAAAGUCUUUGGAUACAACAACAAAAAUACCAUUACUAAGAGACGAUGACGAUAAAAUUAAUCUAAAGAACGCGGUGGCAAAACUACAGGAGUCCACUAAAGUCGACAAGCAAAUAGAAAAUGCUGUAUCGAAACUGAUGGAAGAAACGAGACAGGAACAUCUCAAAGAAGAAGAGAGAAAGAAUAAGGAUAAAGAAAAACCAGUCGCUCCACCAACGCCAUCUAUACCGAAAUUAAAACAGAAAGUUAAACUAUUGAAACUCCAAGAACUAACACGACCUAUACCCAAAGAAAUUAAAGAAAAACUCAUGAUUCAAGCUGUUGAAAGAAUAUUGCGAGCAGAAAAAGAGAGUAUAAUCGGGGGAGCAGCGCAAAUAAGAACGAAAUUCAUCACGAUAUUCGCUUCAAGCUACACACCGGAAAUACGAGAACUGGUCCUUAACUAUAUACUGGAAGAUCCAUUAAAUAGAAUCGAUCUAGCCUUAUCCUGGCUAUACGAAGAAUACGCGUACAUGCAAGGCUUCAACCGGCAUCCAGUUACAUUACAGCCGAAAUUACACGAAAAACACGACGAAAACUACAAUCAACUGCUAUGUGCUUUGAUCACGCAAAUAUCUGAAAGAGGUGAUCCUUUAAUGGAGGGUAGUAAGGACGUUUUACUGAGAAAAGUUUACUCUGAAGCGCCCGUAGUCACUGAUGAGGCUGUAGAUUAUUUGAAACAUUUAGUCUCUGAGGAAAAAUCUGCUACGGUAGCCUUGGAACUGCUGGAAGAAUUGUGUCUGCUACGACCGCCUAGAGCGCACAAAUUUGUUGCAGCCCUAGUGUGUCAUGUGUUGAGUGAAAACGAGGAAAUUCGGAAUAUAGCGCUGAAAUCUUCGAUAAAAAUCUACAAAAACAGUACGGACGCCGCUAAAAAGGUUAUAGAGAAACACGCUAUGUUGUAUCUCGGGUUUAUAUCGCUAUCAACGCCGCCACAAGAGUUAUAUGGGAACAGACACACGAGCAGACCCUGGUCGGAUGACUUGUAUAAAAUGUGCCUUAAUUUGGUAAUGGCUUUGUUCCCGGAGAAGGAAGACGUGAUUAUCGAGAUAGCUCGCGUGUAUGGCACUACAGGUGCUGAAGCCAAGCGUUGUGUGCUACGUCAACUUGAAGUCCCCGUCCGAGCGUUAGCCGCGUCCGAACCUUCCGGACACUUAUCACCUGCGCUAGUAGCACUACUGGACGCGUGUCCGCGCGGCGCUGAGACACUACUGACUAGAAUCGUGCACGUGCUCACCGAUAAAUUUCCUCCGAGCCCCGAGUUAGUAUCUCGUGUCCGUGAGCUGUACGCGACCCGCGUUUCAGAUGUACGGUUCCUUAUACCUGUGCUCAAUGGACUUACCAAGAAAGAGAUCUUGGCUGCUCUGCCGAAGUUGAUCAAAUUAAAUCCAAUUGUAGUGAAAGAAGUUUUCAAUAAAUUACUUGGUCUGCAGAAUCCCAAUGAAGAGCAAUUACCGGUUUCUCCUGAAGAACUGCUAGUAGCUCUUCAUCUUAUAGACCCAAGCAAAGCCGAUCUCAAGUACAUUAUCAAAGCAACUGCUUUAUGUUUCGCUGAAAAGAACACUUAUACACAGGAGGUGUUGUCGUCAGUUCUCCAGCGCUUGGCUGAGGAGCAACAGACGCCUGUGCUUAUGAUGCGUUCUGUCCUACAAGCGUUGACCCUUCACCCCUCACUAGCGCCGCUAGCACUCAAUAUACUAUGUCUCCUGUGUGAGAGAGAGGUUUGGAACAACAAAGUGGCUUGGGAGGGUUGGGUGAAGUGCGCUGAACGACUAGGACCUCGUGCUGGGCCCGCACUAAGGGCACUGCCGCCGAGGGCGAGGGAUUUGCUACCAUCACACCUUACGGCUUUGUGUCCUGUGAGUAUAUUAGUUGUAAAUAUUGAUAAUAGAUGGCGUUGA